CAGGCACGAUAGACACUGCAAUGAAAAUAAUUGCAUACAGUGGGUAUUUACAUCUGGGGUUAUAACAGAGAUAGACUGAGGAACACAAAGGGAAUUCCCAGCUGGCAGUUUGUAUUAAAAGACUCUAAGAGCCUCAAGACACUGUUUAUUCAGAAUCCGUAAAAGACGGUUGUGCAAAAUGCGUGUGUUGUGUUGUUUUAUUUUUGUUCUGUUUAUCGAGUGGACGUAUGCAGACUGCGGCGUGGUCAGUAAGAAGGAAUGGGACGGACUAGCAGCACUCCAAGUGGAGUACCUCCCCCGUCCAAUCAACUUGGUCAUCAUUGAGCACACGGUCACGCCGUUUUGUGAAACAACUGCGAAAUGCAAGGAGAGGAUUCGCAACAUCCAGGAUUACAUGAUGGACAACUUUAAUUUCCCUGAUAUUGGAUAUUCUUUCAUGGUUGGCGGUGACGGGAAGGUUUAUGAAGGCGUGGGUUGGCUGCACGUGGGCGCUCACACAUACGGAUACAACCGAAAAUCUAUUGGAAUUGCUUUUAUUGGAAAUUACAACAAUGAUACGCCCACAUCUCAACAACUUGAAGCCGUGAAGCAGUUGUUGAAAUGUGGAGUGGAACAAGGACACCUGACUGCAAACUUCCACGUCAUUGGUCACAAACAAGUCCUCGCCACUGAGAGUCCUGGUCGCAAGCUAUACAACGAGAUCAGAAGAUGGCCACAAUGGCUGGAUAAAGUCGAUCAGAUUUGAAAUGAUUAUAUUGUAAGAACUAUGAUGUCAUUACUACGUAUAGCCGUAAGGAUUAAUAUAAGAUUACUCAUAAA
Molecule: messenger RNA, 819 nt
Organism: Manduca sexta (tobacco hornworm)
Lineage: Eukaryota; Metazoa; Arthropoda; Insecta; Lepidoptera; Sphingidae
Product: peptidoglycan recognition protein
Exons: 4
Coding region: 179-745 (188 amino acids)
Biological process (GO): innate immune response; peptidoglycan catabolic process
Molecular function (GO): peptidoglycan binding; N-acetylmuramoyl-L-alanine amidase activity; zinc ion binding
Source: RefSeq, a predicted model, not a curated record